CUAAGUUGAUUUUGUUCUUGCCGCUCAUUCUGCCGUAGGAGAGCUUUUGGUCCAUCUUCACGCUAUGUCAUAUUGAGUACAACUCUGAGAACAUUGAAGCUUUAUCAGCACGCGGGGACCCCGUUGAAACAGUCCAGAACGGCAUCUUCCGCCAACAGGAGACAAGUUAAUUGGUAGGACUGUUUGCUUGUCUCUAUCUGUCUGCCCAGCUAGGUCUUUACUGUAUCCCCGCCAAAGCUAAGCUACGCUAAGAAUUGCCAAUUGUCUAUUCUACGUCACAGCCAUUUUGUUUCGAUUUAAUCAUUGUCCUACGAUGGCUACUCAACGUACUUCAGAAUUACGGCGCAUGCUGGCGCUCUCUUAUCCAUGGGUGAAGAAACCCUUCGUUGUUGGUGCACCUAUGCGCAUUAUGGCAGGCCCUCACUUGGCUGUCGCCGUGUCUGCGGCUGGCGGCCUUGGGUUUAUGGGACCACAAGCCAAGCCAGAUGGGGUGUUCGCCGAUCUAGACAAGGCGAGGGAACUGAUAGAAGCAUCGAAUUUACGCCACCCUCUGCUCCCCAUUGGUGUGGGCUUCCAGGUAUGGAAUGGUGACCUGAAGAUUGCAACAAGUGCUAUUGAGAAGCAUAAACCGUGUGCCGUUUGGCUAUUUGCGCCCAAAAAUGGCCAGGCAGAGUUGGAUGAAUGGACUGUUUCUCUUCGCGGAGCUUCUCGUGAUACUAAAAUUUGGAUUCAAGUCGGUACGCUGAGUGAUGCUCUUGCGGCUAUCAACAGCUCAACACCACCAGACGUUCUCGUUGUUCAAGGCUCUGAAGCAGGCGGACAUGGAAUGGCAAAGGAGAGUACAGGAACUAUUGUUCUCUUUCCAGAAGUCGCUGAUGCCGUGAAUGCCAGGAAAGAUCUUGGAAUCCCUGUAGUUGCGGCGGGAGGCAUCAUCGAUGGCCGAGGCGCUGCAGCGGCAUUUUCGCUGGGAGCUGCUGCCGUCGCCAUGGGAACUCGCUUUCUUGCUUCUUCAGAGGCACGCAUCUCAAAAGGAUACCAAGACGAAGUGGUUCGAGCGUCUGAUGGCGCCAAAAAUACUCUUCGCACCCACUUGUACAACCACCUAAGAGGCACUUUUGGCUGGCCUGAACAAUUUGCACCUCGGACUCUCAUCAACCGCAGCUGGAUUGAUCACGAGGCUGGUGUUCCGUUUGAGAAGCUCCAAGUGCUACACGACGAGGCUGCCAAGAGCGGCGACGCUGGAUGGGGUCCGGAGGGAAGGCUGGCAACGUAUGUUGGUGCCGGUGUAGGUCUUGUACGGGACGUACAGGAUGCGGGCACGAUUGUCGAGAAUGUUAGAAACGAAGCGAGAGAUGUUCUCAACGCCUUGAGCGAAGAUAUUCAUGAGCACUGAUGUACUGUAGUUUACGAUACAAUGUCGAUAGCUUUGAGGCUUUCAACUGAUGGCCGAAUGGAUCAACGGAAGAAUUGCAUGUAUUGGUACCCCUCACGGCGC
Trichoderma asperellum CBS 433.97 is the source of this 1495-nucleotide messenger RNA. RefSeq lists its product as uncharacterized. The record is from RefSeq and is a predicted model, not a curated record. Gene Ontology annotation, molecular function: nitronate monooxygenase activity. Lineage: Eukaryota; Fungi; Ascomycota; Sordariomycetes; Hypocreales; Hypocreaceae.